CUUUAUCGUCUGCUAUUACAAAUAUAAAAAAGAAAGGCAUGCAAGCCAAUUCAGAAUGUCGAUAUUUUGUAAGGGAAUAUGAACUGAACGAUGGUCAAAUUUUAAAAAUUAAUCAGAAUGAAAUUGGAGAUGUUGGGUGUGUUGUUUGGGAUGCUGCUAUUGUUCUUAGCAAAUAUAUUGAAAGCCAAUCGUUCAAAAAUAUAUUGACGCUGGAUGGUUCGAAUAUCUUAGAAAUUGGAGCAGGUACUGGCCUAUGUGGAAUAGUAUCAUCAUGUCUCGGAGCUCAAACUACAAUAACCGAUUUACCUCAAUUUCAAAAUCUUAUCAACAAGAAUAUUAACGAAAAUAAACACUUGAUCAAAGGGAAAGCGAAAUUUCAGGUAUUAGAAUGGGGAAAAGAUUUAGAAUUAUUUAAAAAAGACGAGUUCCAAUGUAUCCUUAUGUCCGAUUGCAUUUAUUAUGAUGAGUCAUUAGAACCGUUACUUACAACUUUAAAUCAGUUAUGUAGUAGAGAUACAAAAAUAUUCUGCAGUUUCGAAAGAAGGGAUACCGAACAUAAGAAAAGAUUAGAGAAAGAAUUUUUUAAGGCUCUGGGAAAAGAUUUUAAAUUCUAUACGAUCCCCAUCAGCGAACAAGAUAAAGUCUACUCGUGUGACGACAUUGUUAUUUUAGUUGUUGAGAAAAAGCAGUAGCUUUGAAGCUUCGUAUCAUCAUGCUUAGCCAAAAAAACUUACUUAUUUUGCGAAACAAUAUAUAAUUUAUUGCAGUGAUAAUAGUUAGGUGAUAUAUUUCAUACUGCCGCCAUAUUAAAUGAAUGGAUUAAAACAAUAAGCCACCGUUUUCUUUUAAUAGCCGAUUAAAGCAACAAAAUAAUGUAUUGAACUGCAUAAUUUUACAAUUCAACUUAGCAACAAAAAA
Dimorphilus gyrociliatus is the source of this 918-nucleotide messenger RNA. NCBI's taxonomy places the organism in Eukaryota, Metazoa, Annelida, Polychaeta, Dinophilidae. The record is from the annotation of a GenBank genome assembly.